AUGGUGGUGGCAUCAAGUAUGGAAUCGGCCGAGACAGAGCCGCUUUUACCUGUUCUGCCCAUACCGAUUGACAUACUGGAUGACAUCCCCGUCAAAGUACUCAACAUAGAUACCCCAGAUGCGGAUCUGGUGGAGGAUGCGAACGGGAAAACACUGGUGGUGAGGCCGUUGAUUCCGUUAGACGAGAGCCUCCCACACACUCGGAUCCUGGAUCUUUAUUCCACUUCGAUUUUAUUUCUGGCGCGGAUGAUGGGAUCUGGCAUCUUUGCAACCCCCAGUGGCAUCUUCACGGACUGCCAGGGUUCGGUGCCUUUGUUUUUGCUGACAUGGAUCCUGGGUGGAAUUAUCGCACUCAGUGGCCUAUCGCUAUAUCUUGAACUGGGCUCUCUGUUACCUGUAAACGGGGCCACCAAGAUAUUUCUCGAGUACAUCUUCCCUAACCCAAAGUUUUUAGCCAGCGUUGUUUUUGGCUGCUUCACAGUACUGUUUUCGUUGUCCUCGACCAAUGCUAUUGUUUUUGGCGAAUACGCGAGAUACUCGCUUGGACUUCCUAGUGAUGAGUACGAAUCCAAGAAGCUGGGAGUCUUGCUUAUUCUUUUUGCCGUGAUAUUGCACGGUAUAUCCAGGAGGUUUGGCAUUCUGGCACAGAACCUCAUUGGAGGUGUCAAAUUGUUUCUGCUAUUUAUCACCACCGCAGUUUGUCUUUAUGUUCUAAUUCUGCCCAGCUCAGUCACAAAUAUAGAAAACAAUCUUUCAAGAGCAGACUUGGUGCGAUUUCCAGAUUUUUCGAAGUUCUCAGGAUCUUUGUACGCUAGUGCAGUCUUGAAGGCUAUAUACUCCUUCGGAGGUUGGACCACUGCUCACACAGUCCAGAACGAAAUCAAAGAUCCUAUACAGACACUGAAGGUGGCUGGUCCAUUGUCGCUUGGUAUCAUCAUGGUUGCGUACAUGUUGAUGAACGUCUCAUAUUUGGUGGUGAUCCCCCAUGACGAGCUUUUGGGCAAGGGCCAAUUGGUUGGUGCUUUGUUCUUCACCAAGAUUUUUGGGAGAAAGUUGGGAGAGCUGUUUUUAUCCUCGAUAAUUGCAGUAUCAGCUGCUGGUAACGUCUUUGUGGUGGUUUAUUCAGAUUCGAGACUGAACCAGGCCGUUGCCAGAGAGGGUUUCUUACCGUUCUCCAAAAUCCUACUCUCGAACAGACCAUGGGGAUCACCUCUGGCAUCCAUAUUGCUUCAUGGUUUGAUAUCAUCUCUCGUGAUCUGUUUGCCUCGUGCAGAAUCCGGAAUAUACAAUUACAUCGUCUCCAUGCAAAUAUACCCAAACCAGCUGUUCCAUGCGAUCCUGUCAGCAGCGCUGCUGUUCAAACUUCGUCCCAGAUUUCCUAUGAUCAGGGCUCCACUGAGGGCACCAACAGCUCUCAUUUACUGUUGUCUGAUUGGGAGUUUGUCAAUUGUGAUUUCGCCCUUUCUACCAUGGGGAAGUCAGAGAGAUCAGAGUUUUGCUUUGGUGGGCCUUAGCAUUUUGGGUCUUGGCGCUGUUUACUGGUUGGUAACUGUGGUGAUCCUGCCUCGAGUACUUGACUAUCAGAUUAUUCUGAAGAAACAGUUUGACAAGUAUGACGGGAUGGACUACUUUGUAUGGACGAAAAGUUACGAUAGAGAGGAACUCCCUCAUGCGUAA
This is a messenger RNA of Kuraishia capsulata CBS 1993, 1677 nucleotides long. RefSeq lists its product as uncharacterized. Bases 1 to 1677 code for a protein of 558 amino acids. Gene Ontology annotation, biological process: amino acid transmembrane transport. Gene Ontology annotation, molecular function: L-amino acid transmembrane transporter activity. Gene Ontology annotation, cellular component: membrane. The record is from RefSeq and is a predicted model, not a curated record. The transcript has a single exon. NCBI's taxonomy places the organism in Eukaryota, Fungi, Ascomycota, Pichiomycetes, Pichiales, Pichiaceae.